AUGGAAUGUGCCUGGUACCUUUGUGUCUGCAGCCUCCUCUGUGUCUGGCCUGCGGCAGCAGGACAUCCUUGCAGCAUUGACAGUAAGGGAUGGGCUGACUGCAGUGGAAAGAGCCUUCCACACACUCCAGAUUCCCUUCCUGGAAACAUCACCAGCUUGGACCUUUCCUUCAACUCCUUGGCAAUGCCCAGAAGUGGGACUUUCUUGAUACACUUCCCUUCUCUGCGUGCCCUAAACCUCUCCAACAACAUCAUUCCCAUGCUCUAUCCAGCAGUCUUCUCUAACCUCUGGGCACUUCAUCUGCUGGACCUGAGCAGCUGUAACAUCUCCCGCCUUCACCCAGAAGCUUUCCAGGGCUUGAGAAACCUGCACACGCUGCUCCUGAAAAACAAUAAGCUUCAGAUUCUGCAGCUGCCUGCGUUCCUAGCCUUUGGAGCCCUUGUCCAUCUGGAUCUGCGGAAUAAUGAUCUGCUCUCUGUGGAUGCACUAGUCCUGCAACGGAUGGAAAGAACCCAUCAGAUCCUGCUUCAGGGGAACCCCUGGGUCUGUAAUUGUUCCAUGUAUCCUUUCCAGCAAUGGCUACAUCAAAGACGAGGUGUGCAAGUACUUUGUGCCUCCCCACCAGAACUCCAGGGCCAGGAGGUCAAGACCCUGAACUUUCAGGAUCUGGGCUGUAGGAGAAAACAGCGGUUUCCUCAGGCUCAGCCUUCACUCAGAAGAAAACUGCUGGCCACAGUGCAGAGAAAUGAUACAACCACCACUGCAGCAACCACCAUGUCACCUGCAGGGAAGGAAGGGAACAGCUGGCCAUACUUGGUGGGCUUCCUUGUAUCAGCUGUUGGCAUCUCCAUCCUGAUUGCACUGGCUGCAAAGUGCAAACUAUUCCAUAAGAACUUUGCCAGCUACCGCCACCGGCCACUGCCUGACACCAGCUCGAUGGGAGGCAGCCAUGCUGAGAGGGGGGCUGCCUGGGGGGAGAACCAAUCCAUGCCUAGUGCUGCUGGGCUGCAACUGGAGGACGAUGAUGGCUUCAUUGAAGAUAACUACAUCCAGCCAAGUGAACGGCUGCAGGAGGAAGACUAA
Messenger RNA from Emys orbicularis (European pond turtle), 1083 nucleotides. It is a transcript of the gene C8H1orf210, whose product is annotated as chromosome 8 C1orf210 homolog. NCBI's taxonomy places the organism in Eukaryota, Metazoa, Chordata, Testudines, Emydidae. Bases 1 to 1083 code for a protein of 360 amino acids. The record is from RefSeq and is a predicted model, not a curated record. The transcript has 4 exons. Gene Ontology annotation, molecular function: protein binding.